Mytilinidion resinicola is the source of this 1398-nucleotide messenger RNA. Its product is annotated as cytochrome P450 55A1. The record is from RefSeq and is a predicted model, not a curated record. Gene Ontology annotation, molecular function: iron ion binding; heme binding; oxidoreductase activity, acting on paired donors, with incorporation or reduction of molecular oxygen. The transcript is spliced from 8 exons. The coding region runs from base 161 to 1372 and encodes 403 amino acids. Lineage: Eukaryota; Fungi; Ascomycota; Dothideomycetes; Mytilinidiales; Mytilinidiaceae.
CAGUCUUUUCGGGGUGAGAUUUAUUAAAGAUGCCUUUUAAAGAGCGCUCGCAAGACCGACAAUCUUGAUAUACACAAUGUACAAAAGCCUAAUUUUACAGCCAACCACUAAAUAAUCUCCUAUCCUGAGCUUCUUAAGACGCUAUUCUCGCAAGUCUACAAUGACAGCUACUUCUCCUCCGAAAUUCCCCUUCGCCAGACCAGCCGCGGCAGAGCCUCCUGUGGAGUAUGCAAGUCUUCGCGCUACAGAGCCUGUAUCUCAAGUAGAGCUGUGGGACGGAAGUCAUCCCUGGCUUGUGGUAAAAUACAAAGAUGUCUGCAGCGUACUGACAGACCAACGGCUGUCCAAAGAACGUACUCGUCCGGGAUUCCCGGAAAUGAGUGCAGGCGGGAAAGCUGCGGCCAAAAACAAGCCUACCUUUGUGGACAUGGAUCCCCCUCAGCACAUGCAGCAAAGGGGUAUGGUCGCGCCUAUUUUCACCAAAGAGAGAGUUGAAAACCUUCGACCUCAUAUCCAAGCCACUGUCGAUCGAAUGCUGGAUGCCAUGGUGGCAGCGAGAGGUGAAAAUCCGGUUGAUCUUGUCGAAAAGCUCGCAUUGCCAGUUCCUUCCUAUAUCAUCUACGGUAUUCUGGGAGUGCCAUUCGAAGAUCUCGCCUACCUUACCGAGCAGAAUGCAAUUCGAAGCAAUGGAAGCGCAACAGCGACGGAGGCAUCGAGCGCGAACGAAGAGCUCCUGAAUUACCUCGGAAAACUCGUAGACCAAAGGUCAUCUGAGCCAAAGGAAGAUCUCAUCAGCAAGCUAGACGUAGAGCAGGUCAAGCCAGGGCAUAUCGACAAAUCGGAUGCAGUCCAGAUAGCAUUCCUCAUGCUAGUAGCCGGUAACGCAACAAUGGUCAACAUGAUCAAUCUAGGCGUCGUAACUCUCCUUCAAUACCCAGACCAACUCGCCGACCUCAAAGCCGAUCCGACUCUCGCCAAAGCCUUCGUAGAGGAGCUUUGUCGCUUCCACACCGGCUCUGCUAUGGCCACACGCCGCGUCGCGAAAGUCGACGUCACGCUUGGCGGCAAGUUAAUAAAGGCGGGAGAGGGCAUCAUUGCCUCAAACCAGUCUGCAAACCGAGAUGAAGACAUCUUUCCGAAUCCGGAUGUCUUCGAUAUGCACCGGAAGCGAGGUAACGAGGAAGCGCUCGGUUAUGGCUGGGGAGAACAUCGGUGCGUUGCGGAAUGGCUUGCCCGUGCGGAACUGGAGAUCGUGUUUGCCACGCUCUUUCAGAGACUUCCGAAACUCCGCUUGGCCAUUCCGUUCGAAGAGAUCAACUAUUCGCCGCCAACCAAGGACGUUGGUAUUACAGAGUUGCCAAUUUUGUUUUGAGAGAAGAACGAAAUUCCGAUCUGGAU